CACGUUUUUAUACAACUAGCAAAACUAUCAUUCUGCAUACAUGUCAUGCAGUUGCUUUGAUGGUAAUUGAAUUUAUCAGUUACCUCAUAUUAUCUCAUAUUGGAAGCCUGUUUUAAAAGGCUAUUUAAAAGGACAAACACUAUUGUUGUGGAAAUGUACCCAAAAAAACACGGUGUAUUCAGCGUGGGAUUUCUGGAGAACAGUUGCACAUAGAUGAUUGAAAAUUGCAUCCCUAGCUGUAAUGACAUGCACACAACUUCUACCUCCUCUUCUGAGAAGAACGUCUUUAUUGGGUGGAGGAAAGUGAACAGAGUGGAAGAAACUCCAUUCACAUUUACUCUGACAUCCCUGGGGUCCUGGAGCUUGCAGAAAGGACUGACAGUAUGUGACUCUUUAUCUGCUAUGGCCUCCAGUGAACUAAGCCGGAUUCUUAACAACGCAAACGCCAACCUGUACCCGUCAGAGCCGCAGCCGAACUUGCAUGCCAUGAACGUUCCCAACAUGCUCCGCUGCCCACAGCAGCCUGACCUAGCCUUCUGCAACAGCACUGCUAUGCUCGGUCCUUGGCACCAGGUGAACCCACAGUACUGGAGCAAACGUAAUGUUCUGGAAUGGAUCGAGUUCCAUGUGGAAGAGAGCAAGUUUGACGCCAGCCUGCUGAACUUGGACUACUGCAGCAUGGAUGGCCCAACCCUGUGCCUGCACAGCCGAGGCAGUCUGAUCAACAUGUUUGGACCUCUGUUUGGAGAACGCCUCUACCACAGCUUGGAGAGUCUCAAAGCCAAACACACCGAUGACACCACACAGAGCUGUAUCCUGAAUGAGACUUAUGCCCUGUUGGAUGACUUCCUGCUGGAUCUGCCCCAUUCCCCCUUCAUCAGUGAUGGUGCUGGCCCGCUGCUUGACACCGUGGUCAUCCAGAAUGUCCACACAGAUAAGACGGAAAGUGACUUUGGCUACUACAAUGAUUACAAGAUCCAGCUAACACCAGGCAGCGACAAUGGAUAUGACUCCUACUCAGAGAGCCUGCAGAGUUCCACAGCAGGUAGUUUUCUGAACCCAAGUUCUCCAGAAUCCGGCGGGAGUGACUCAGAUCCUGAGUACUCAGAGACUCGCUAUCAAGUGACAGCACAGAGCUUUGUAAAGCAGGAGCCCAUGGAGAAGAAAAAGAGAGGCAGACCCCCUAAACUAGGCCGUGGUUCUGAGCACUUCUCUGAGACCAAAAAGAAUAAACAUACUCCUAGAGGUACACAUCUGUGGGAGUUCAUUCGGGAUAUCCUGAUCCACCCAGAGAAGAAUCAGGGCCUGAUGAAAUGGGAGGAUCGCCGAGAUGGCAUCUUCAAAUUCCUAAAGUCAGAGGCUGUGGCACAGCUCUGGGGCCAGAAGAAGAAGAACAGCAGCAUGACCUAUGAGAAGCUCAGCCGCGCCAUGAGGUACUACUAUAAGAGAGAGAUCCUGGAACGAGUGGAUGGCCGCAGACUCGUCUACAAGUUUGGGAAGAAUUCAAGCGGCUGGAAGGUCGAAGAACUGGGAAUGUGAAGGGAAUGCUAAGUGAGCAUUGGGAAUGACGCAGGAAUGAGAUGCAGGAAUGAGACGCAGGAAUGAGACGCAGGAAUGAGACGAAGGAAGAGUUGCAGGGGAUGCUCUCUCACACUUGAAUGUAGAAGCUUCAGACUCCUACUAUGAAGGAUUUAAUGCUGAGAGCCAAUGGUCUAAAGGCCAGGAACUUCCCAAGUGUGGGGAACACAGAUACAAAGACAUUGUAAGCCAAUGUAUGGCUAAAGUAGGUUUUAUGAACCGGUAAUAAUGUUUUUGUGUAACUCCUGUUUGUGCGCUGAUUGACACUUCUCUGGUUCAUUGGACACGCUGGCGUGACCAAUCAAAUGUUGUUCAUUUAUCACAUGGUUUCUGGGUACAGGUGUUGAAUUGGUCAUGAAUAUGUUUUAACUAAAAGUAAAUAACUGUUUCUGACAUGCCUGUAUUCUUGAGAAUGUUCCAGAGAACCAUGUACAAAUGUGUAUGUACAGGAAUUAUUGGUAAUUUUAUUUUCUAAAUGGUGAGAUGUAGAGCAAACACUGACAGUAGAGAACCUGACAUGGGUUUUAUAGCAUUGCUGAAUAUGAAGUUAAACAAAGCUUCAGCUUGGUCAAAAUCUAUUUUCUUUCAUACAAUACAUGAUAUUUAAAAAGUCAUGUAUAUUCUCACUAUACUUUGGUGUCAAUCAGUCAAAAAUCAGAAUUUUUUUCUGGGGUAAUUGUUAUUCUGUUAAGCUGGUCUGUGUUUAAUUACACAUAUUCUGUAUGAGAUUUUCGUCUCAGCUUCUAUCACUGAAGAGAUAUUAACUACUAUGUAUGACAUAUUGUUUUUUUACUACUAUUUUC
Molecule: messenger RNA, 2381 nt
Organism: Electrophorus electricus (electric eel)
Lineage: Eukaryota; Metazoa; Chordata; Actinopteri; Gymnotiformes; Gymnotidae
Source: RefSeq, a predicted model, not a curated record